UACUUUCACUCUCCGGCUGUUUUCUUAUUGGAUAUAGGGGAUUUGCCUGUAGAGCCUGACUGUGGGACUGUGAAAGAGGCUCUGUUAACGCCAAGCAAUUGAUUUGCCAAUAAAGGUUGGCUUUAUUUUUCCCAUCAGCCCCUCUACUGUGCCGGCUACUGAGGGCUUGUGUGGGAUGCAGCAUAACUAGUAUCGGUUUUGGAGUAUAACAAUUACCAGCUUAACUAGAGUGAUGGUUCAUAAGGCUAUGGCUAUAAUUAGGUCAAGCUGUCUUGCUUGUUAAAUUUCCCUUCAGCUCCCAAACUUGGCAGUGGGAAUGAACUCUGGGCCUUUUUUAGGAUUGCUGUCAGUCUCCCCUGGCAAAGAGCAUUGGGGAGCAGCGCCUUUGCUCCUCUCCUUGCUGCCGGAGCCCAUGAACACAGGCACACUGAUGUCCUCUCUCUGUCACAGGGGCUUCUGAGCUGUCAUGGGGAACACCACCAGUGAGCGAGUGUCUGGGGAGCGCCAUGGCUCCAAGUCCCACCGCUCGGAUGGCUCCGGUGCCCCCCACCCUGCCAAGGAGCACCCGCACAAGAUCAUGGUGGGCAGCACCGACGACCCCAAUGUUUUCAGCUCCCAUGACUCCAAGAUUCCUGGGGACAAGGAGUUUGUGUCAUGGCAGCCAGAUCUGGAGGAGUCAGUGAAACCGUCCCAACAGGCUCGUCCCACUGUCAUCCGCUGGGCCGAUGGAGGCAAAGAGGUCUUCAUCUCCGGAUCUUUCAAUAACUGGAGCACCAAGAUCCCACUCAUCAAGAGCCACAAUGACUUUGUCGCUAUCCUGGACCUCCCAGAAGGAGAGCACCAGUACAAAUUUUUUGUGGAUGGCCAAUGGGUCCAUGACCCAUCUGAGCCUGUGGUCACCAGCCAGAUGGGGACGAUUAAUAACCUGAUUCACGUCAAGAAAUCUGACUUCGAGGUGUUCGAUGCUUUGAAGGUGGAUUCCCUGGAGAGCUCAGAAACCUCAGGUCGGGACUUAUCAAGCUCACCACCUGGUCCUUACGGCCAAGAGAUGUAUGUAUACCGGCCCGAGGAGCGCUUCAAAUCCCCACCCAUCCUCCCGCCUCACCUCCUCCAGGUCAUCCUCAACAAGGACACCAAUAUCUCGUGUGACCCAGCACUGCUGCCCGAACCCAAUCACGUCAUGCUCAAUCACCUCUAUGCGCUCUCCAUCAAGGAUGGUGUGAUGGUGCUCAGUGCCACGCACCGCUACAAGAAGAAGUACGUCACCACGCUGCUGUACAAGCCCAUCUGAGCCGGGGCCUCGCCCACCCCCCACGCAGGACACGAAACACCGCUUUGUCUGCACACACUGGGCCACGGGACUGUGUGAGAACUGGCCACUGGCUCCAGCCUUGAACCUGGCAGGGACACAGGCCCCAGCAAUGAGCCCAAGGCCGCUGGGGCCUGUGACACUGUCCCAUCCUACUGGUGUGGUUUGAUUUAACCCUUGGUUUCUGCCCACCUACAGCUUCCCUUGGCUUCUGUGAGUCUCUGGGGCCACUUUGUUGGCUGCUCACCAGAAUAGCCUUUCCUUGCGCCUGACAUGGCAAGGGCUUCACACUACCUGUCUUCUGCAGCCUGCAAGGGCUCCACGGCGGUCCUGGCACUGCCCCCAGCCCAGGCCUCCAGGAACGUGUCCUACCUGCUGAAGGUUGCUCUGCUGUCCUGGUGAUGAGCCUCCAAGGCCACCUUGAUCCCUAGGGGCUCUGGGACACCCCAGCCUGACCCCUGUCCCGCAGCCCUGAGUGUGGGGCUGCCCCCCUCCUUGUGCUCCCCAGCUUCAAGGAGGGCUCUCAGCUCUGGCUACCUGCAGCCCCAGCCCUCUGCCAGGUUCAGUGUUGAGCCAGUGGGAGGGAGGGUACAGCUGGACGCAGCCGUGCUUACCUGCCGCCGGGACAGCAACAUCAAGGACUGAAUGCAUGCCCCGUCCCCAACAUGGAGUGCUCCUGUGGGGCAGGGCUGACCGUCACAGCCAGAGGAGCACCUGCACACGCCCAUGCUGGAGGGGGCCUGGGGAGAGCGGAGCAGUGCAGGUACCCCAGAACCCCGGCUACACCGCCUGCUGCCAGAGCAGUGCCACGUGACAGCGUUUUCUCUAUUUAUUACAGUAUUUAUUGUUCUCAGUGCUGCUGGCCUGGUGUUGGUGGGGGACUCUGGAGCAGCGAGGGGAGGGAAGGGAGCACCCGGUGGGGUGCAGAGCUGCCCUUGGGGUGCUGGGGUGGAGCUCAGAGCCACCCCCUUGGGGCCAGCUGGUGCCUAUGGCACCCUGCGCUGUGGGUAGCUUGGGGAGGGGGGAGCACAGCUGCAGAGAUGGGUAUGCCAGAAACACCACAACCCAAAGGAAACCUUUAUUGGGGACUCUCCAACCACU
Aptenodytes forsteri (emperor penguin) is the source of this 2410-nucleotide messenger RNA. RefSeq names its product protein kinase AMP-activated non-catalytic subunit beta 2 (gene PRKAB2). Gene Ontology annotation, biological process: signal transduction. Gene Ontology annotation, molecular function: protein kinase binding. Gene Ontology annotation, cellular component: nucleotide-activated protein kinase complex; nucleus; cytoplasm. The coding region runs from base 467 to 1291 and encodes 274 amino acids. Lineage: Eukaryota; Metazoa; Chordata; Aves; Sphenisciformes; Spheniscidae. The transcript is spliced from 7 exons. The record is from RefSeq and is a predicted model, not a curated record.